Molecule: messenger RNA, 1611 nt
Organism: Brassica napus (rape)
Lineage: Eukaryota; Viridiplantae; Streptophyta; Magnoliopsida; Brassicales; Brassicaceae
Exons: 2
Coding region: 1-1611 (536 amino acids)
Source: RefSeq, a predicted model, not a curated record
AUGGGUGGAUCACCACCUUGCGGUGGCUCGGUUCGAGCCGUCAAAGAUUACAAACGUCAAGCAACCACCUCCAAGAAGUGGCCUUCUCCAGUCGAAAAUGAUCAACAGAUCACUUUUUCGGCACUAGACACCAAGGGCGUCCACAUGCCACAUAACGAUCCUCUCCUCGUCGACCUCGACAUCGGUGAAUGCCUAGUCGCAAAAGUCCUUAUUGAUACCAGCAGCUCAGUCGAUCUCAUCUUUCGCGACACACUCGACAAAAUGGGAGUUGAUUUAAGGGAUAUGAAGCCAUCCUCUCGCACGCUCACCGGCUUCAAUGGAGCCUCGGAGCAAAUGAUCGGGACAAUUCGUCUUCCAGUAUACGCAGGUGGUAUAACCCGUACCGUCAAGUUCUCCGUCAUCUGCGCCAAAGCACCCUAUAAUGCCAUACUUGGAACACCAUGGCUGCAUUCCAUGAAAGCCGUUCCUUCGACUUACCAUCAAUGCGUCAAGUUUCCCGGAAAAGACGGAAAAACACAGACGAUUCGGGGAGAUCAACAAGCCGCGAGAGAACUGCUGAUCGCAACUGUAAAGAUGCAGCAACAGGCUUCCCUUGUCAACUUCGUCAGUAAACCACUCCACAAGAUAUACCCCCAGAAGGAGGAAGUUCGCGAAGUCGCAAUCGAUGAGUCCGACCCGACGAAAAUCAUCCGAGUUGGCGUCUACCUGUCCGAUGACAUAUGUUCAAGGAUCAUCUCUUUCAUCAAAGACAAUGCCUCGACGUUUGCCUGGAAGACCUCCGACAUGAAGGGGAUCGACCCCACAGUUACCUCCCAUGAACUGCACGUCGACCCGACGUUCAAACCCAUCCGACAGAAGCGACGGAAACUCGGUCCAGAACGAUCUAAAGCCGUAAACGAAGAAGUCGAUAGGCUCCUCGACGCGGGUUUCAUUACCGAAGUCCGAUACCCCGAAUGGUUGGCUAAUCCGGUUGUCGUCAAGAAGAAAAACGGCAAAUGGCGCAUAUGCGUCGACUUCACGGACCUCAACAAGACGGCGUUCAUCACCGACAGAGGGACCUACUGCUACAAGGUGAUGCCCUUCGGGCUAAAGAACGCCGGCGCGACUUAUCAGCGACUCGUCAACCGAAUGUUCGCUGAUCAGCUUGGCAACACCAUGGAAGUGUACAUCGACUAUAUGUUAGUCAAAUCGCUCAAGGCCGACGAUCACCUAAACAACUUACGCGACUGCUUCAAGAUCUUGAACGACUACGGGAUGAAGCUCAACCCGGCCAAGUGUACCUUCGGUGUCACUUCCGGGGAAUUCCUAUGCUACAUUGUCACUCAGCGAGGAAUCGAAGCUAACCCCAAGCAGAUCUCGGCGAUCCUCGACCUUCCAAGCCCGAAGAACAGCCGCGAAGUACGUCGACUAACCGGAUGCAUAGCAGCACUAAACAGGUUCAUCUCGCGAUCAACCGAUAAGUGUCUUCCCUUCUACGAGCUACUGAGGGGCAAUAAGAGGUUCGUCUGGGACGAAAAGUGCGAGGAGGCGUUCAAUCAACUCAAGCAUUACCUCACAACCCCCCAGUACUAUCGAAGCCAGAAGCCGGCGACACAUUGUCUCUCUACAUAG